AUGAAUAAAUUAUUUAUUACUUUUAUUUUAAGUACACUUUUAUUAAGUGUUGUUUGUAUUGUUAAAUCUCAAUCAGAUUCAUAUAAACCAAUUUUAUUAAUGCACGGAUUUGCAAUUUCCGAAGAUUGUGGAGCAAAUACUGAUUGGGAUACAAUGUUAAAAUAUAUUCAAAAAAAUAAUCCAGAUCAAAUUGCAAUUGCAUUAGAUGUUGACAAUCAUCUUAAAUCAACCAAACCAAUGUUCACUCAAAUCAACGAUAUUUAUUUAUUAAUGACUUCAAUCCUUGAAAAUAAUUCAUCAUUUGCAAAUGGUUUCCAUAUUAUUGCUCAUUCACAAGGUGCUCUUUUAAUGAGAUCACUUGUAGAAAUGUAUGGUUUCAAAGUUGAUAAUUUUAUUUCAUUGGCUGGUGUUCAUAAUGGGGUUUUUGGAGUUGGAUUUACAAAUGAUUAUUGGUUUGGUAAUUUUACAGAUAAGGAAUUAACAGAUUUAAUGUAUUCAUCAUCAAUGCAAAAGGAAUUUAGUGUUGCAAAUUGGUGGAAUGAUCCAAAAGAUAAUGAUAGAUAUAUAAAAGAGAAUUUCUUUUUACCAGCACUUAACCAAGAGUUAUCAGAGUUAACACCAGAGUUUAAAGCAAAUUUUGUUAGUAGUAUUGGUGGUUCAUUCAAUGCAUUUGGUUCACAAGAUGAUGAAGUCGUUGAUCCAUGGAUUUCAGAAUUAUUUGGUUAUUAUAAUGAAAAUAUGGUUAUGAUUCCAAUUAAUGAAACUUACUCAUAUCAACAAGAUUCAUAUGGUUUAAAAACAUUAGAUAAUCAAGGUAAAUUAAAAUUAACUCAAGUUGAUGGUGUUAAACAUGCUGAUUGGUUAAGAAGAGAAGAUUUAUUCAAUCAAUAUAUUUUACCAUUAAUUUCAAAAUAA
Messenger RNA from Dictyostelium discoideum AX4, 915 nucleotides. It is a transcript of the gene ppt2, whose product is annotated as palmitoyl-protein thioesterase 2. The record is from RefSeq and is a predicted model, not a curated record. Lineage: Eukaryota; Evosea; Eumycetozoa; Dictyosteliales; Dictyosteliaceae. The transcript has 2 exons. Bases 1 to 915 code for a protein of 304 amino acids.